Pelmatolapia mariae (spotted tilapia) is the source of this 1112-nucleotide messenger RNA. RefSeq names its product dehydrogenase/reductase SDR family member 11-like. The transcript is spliced from 7 exons. Bases 143 to 895 code for a protein of 250 amino acids. NCBI's taxonomy places the organism in Eukaryota, Metazoa, Chordata, Actinopteri, Cichliformes, Cichlidae. The record is from RefSeq and is a predicted model, not a curated record.
AAAGGGGGCUGACAUGACUCAGGUGUUUCUAUACAUAUAAAUGCUCACACGGGACAGUGAAAGAUCCGUCGCUCUCUCUCUCUCUCUCUUCGUAUUUGUGCUUCUUUCGUGCGUGUAGCAGGUUACCGGUGUCCAAGCUGUGAUGGAGCGCUGGCGUGGCAGAGUGGCUCUGGUGACCGGAGCCUCGGUCGGGAUUGGGGCGGCUAUAGCUGUAGAGUUGGUCCGACUCGGUAUGAAAGUGGUGGGCUGCGCCAGGGACGUCGCAAAAAUUCAGAAACUGGCAGCAGAGUGUCAGAGCGCCGGUCACCCUGGUGUUUUGGUUCCUUUCAAGUGUGACUUGACCAAAGAGGAGGAGAUUCUGGCCAUGUUUGCAGCGAUUAAAGAGCAGCACAAAGGCGUGGAUGUGUGCAUCAACAACGCUGGCUUAUCUCAUCCAGAGCCACUGCUAAGUGGCAAAACCAGCGGCUGGAAGAACAUCAUGGAUGUGAAUGUUCUUGCACUGAGCAUCUGCACACGUGAAGCUUAUCAGUCAAUGAAAGAGAGAAAUGUGGAUGAUGGGCACAUCAUAAACAUAAACAGCAUGUGUGGACAUCAUGUCUUUGAUUUUGCUGAUCUACAUUUCUACACCGGCACGAAGUAUGCUGUAACUGCUCUGACUGAGGGCCUGAGACAGGAGCUGCGUGCUGAAAAGAGUCAUAUCCGAGCCACAAGCAUUUCUCCUGGUUUAGUGGUGACAGAAUUUGUAUCACGGGCCAACAAUCCUGAUCAAGUGGCUGGCAUAUAUGCCUCAUAUAAGGCUCUGCAAGCAAAGGAUCUUGCCAGUGCUGUCACGUACGUCCUCAGUGCCCCUCCUCAUGUUCAGAUUGGAGAACUUCUGCUCGAAGCUAUACAGUAGGUGUCAUGCAGCUUUUGUUGCCCCAGCAACUCCAGGACCAGGCUAGUCUUCACAUUAAGGUGGUGUGAUUGACUCAUCUGGCUACUCAACACAGCAAGAUCAAUUUACAGAAUACGGAAAGAAACAAUAAGGAAAUUUGUCCAAGAGUUAACUGUCUGACUUUUUGAUGUUGUCCUGAAAAUUUGACGCUAAUAUAAUAAAAUUAUUUUCAAAGGAA